Messenger RNA from Naegleria fowleri, 1254 nucleotides. RefSeq lists its product as uncharacterized. The transcript has 4 exons. Lineage: Eukaryota; Heterolobosea; Eutetramitea; Acrasida; Naegleriidae. The record is from RefSeq and is a predicted model, not a curated record. Gene Ontology annotation, molecular function: protein binding. Bases 1 to 1254 code for a protein of 417 amino acids.
AUGGUACAUAAAACAUUAGUAACAGAGCAAAAAUGGUUCAAAGAGAGUCCUUUGGGAGGACCUUGUGGAAGAUACGGUCAUCGAUGUGUCGUAUACGAAGACACCAUGUACCUCAACGGAGGCUAUAACGGAAAAGAAAGAAUGAAAGAUACAUUUGCCUUUAAUUUAGAAAAGAGAGUUUGGCGAGAAAUAGAAAACAAAGGUGAAGUGCCUUCGGAACGAGAUUGCCACUCAGCAGUACUUUACAAACACUAUAUGGUCAUCUUUGGUGGUGGUGAUGGAUUUAACUGGCUCAAUGACAUGUACAUGUUUGAUAUCAAGACGGAAACCUGGAAAAAGGUCGAACCAAAAGGACAAGUGCCAAGUGGAAGAGCAGGACAUUCAGCCAAUGUAUACAAAGACAAAAUGUUUGUCUUUGGUGGAUGGAAUGGAAGAAGAACCCUUAAUUGCCUUUAUUGUUUCGAUUUUAUGACUGGAUACUGGACACGAGUUGAGACUCAAGGAGUGCCUCCUCAAAGCAGAGACUCACAUACAUGCAAUUUGGUUGGAGACAAAUUAAUUGUCAUUGGUGGUGGAGACGGCAAGCAAAGGCUAAACGAUUUACAUGAGUAUGACAUUCUAACAAAUAGAUGGAGAAAACUUUCAUACAUUGGUGAGGUGAAUGCUGGUCGAGCAGGACACGUGAGCGUGGUGUUCGACCAAAAGAUUUACAUUUUCGCAGGUGGUGACGGUUCGAAUUGGCUCACCGAUGUUUACGAAUGCGAUACAACCUGCAUGAAAUGGACACUCAUUGAAACCAUUGGAGCUUGCAACGAAGCCAACAUUGCUCCAGGUUGCUAUGGUCUCUCAGCUGUCUUGUACAAGACAAGCAUGGUCAUUUUCGGCGGUGGUGAUGGAAAAUCGUGGCAUAACAAGAUUUAUGAAUUCAAGUUGGGCGAUGAACGAAGAAAGAGAGAAACCAGAAAGAAUCUCUUCCAUGAAUGCCUCAAUAAUAACCUCACAGAUAUAGGAUUCGUGUUUGGCGAUGAUAUCCCUUCGAACAUGUAUGCAUCCAUGCUUUCAAAGAAGUUAGAAGAGACAACUCCAGAAAUCAAACAGCCAAAGAAGGCACUCAAAGAACCUUCCGUUUCCUCACUCCUUAGUACAAGCACAGUCUCACGAGGCUCAAUGGAUUUGAAUUCGAUUAACUUUCGAGAUUUCUUGGACUUUGAAGAAGCAUUACACAACUCGAGGAUGGACGAAAGCGAUCUUUAA